Messenger RNA from Postia placenta MAD-698-R-SB12, 1011 nucleotides. RefSeq lists its product as hypothetical. The transcript is spliced from 9 exons. Gene Ontology annotation, molecular function: protein dimerization activity. Lineage: Eukaryota; Fungi; Basidiomycota; Agaricomycetes; Polyporales; Adustoporiaceae. The record is from RefSeq and is a predicted model, not a curated record. Bases 1 to 1011 code for a protein of 336 amino acids.
AUGAAUUUGCAGAUGGAGCCCGUUGCUCCCGCAGCGGUGAAGGAAUAUGACGUGAUCAUCGAGCAAAUAUACAAGAAUGCGAUGCUUGUCGACGCUCACAUACUGCGCUUUGUCUGCGUGUACUCUGACCGCCUUGUGAAGAAAGCCCUUGCUGCUGUUGAGUUCGCAAAGCAUUUGAAGGCGCUGAAGACCAAGGGAGAGGUAUAUGGCCACAAAGAUCUGCAGAUGAUGGACAACCUUGCGGGCAACCUGAGGCAUUUCGCAGCUGCGUCAUACAAGCACUGUCUUGAGAUAGGGAUGCUGUGCAACUGGCCAACACGUUUCAUUGACCGCAAAGGCGUUCUGUACACAACUCGCAUACAUCAUGUAUACGGACGUUCUUCGCGCCACUUGGAUAAUGAGUUUGUACCACAUAUCCUCACCAACAUGGCAUCUGCGUUUAAGGCCAACCCACUGCGUGCUGCACCCAAAGCACAUACGUUUGCAGACGAGCCAAGGCGUGAUGUUAGCCACUUACUCCGACAGGCGGUCGAUGUUGAGAAGAGGCGCUACGCUUUCAACCGAGAUGCCGCACAAUUCAAGCCUCACGUUCCCAAUAUAGACGGGAGGGCGCCCAAAGCGGAGGAUCUGCAGAAGGCGAGGGAGUACAUCGAGCUGCUCAUGGAGACGUGGAUAAGACCUACCAUUGCGAUGUUGAGCACGGUACACGUCCCAUCAGAAAUAAUGCAGGAGUAUAACAGGUACUUCAAGGAACUGCGUGAUUAUACAAACAUGACAGAGGCCAACCUGCCACAUCUCACCUGCGCCCUUCCUCAUAAUGAGAUUCAACUGAUGCUCGUUCACUGUACCACUGAUAUCGUAAUCACUAAGCACUUGCCAUCUCGGAUCAGCGAUUGCUCUGUCAAACAUCAGAGGGAGCGUCACGUCAAUGGAAAUCCUAGCCCUUUUGGGGUUGAACUCAUGGAGAACAGAGUGACUACCACAUUGAAGAAAGCGGCGGGCCUGUUUUGA